This is a messenger RNA of Aspergillus calidoustus, 1945 nucleotides long. The record is from the annotation of a GenBank genome assembly. NCBI's taxonomy places the organism in Eukaryota, Fungi, Ascomycota, Eurotiomycetes, Eurotiales, Aspergillaceae.
CGGAUGUGCUCGGUUUGCUAUUUAAUCCACUUUGUCCGGGUUCUUCUUGUGCCUUUUGGAGUCGAGCAAGUGUUGUAUAUCAUGAUAUGUAAGAGUACCCGCAGCCUCGCACAGCGUCCAGGGACGAGAAUAUGAAACAGUCUCGGCGGUUUCACAUCUCGCUGGCCAGAUCAGGGGCGGUAAAACAAGAGUAGAUGUAUGAAAAUAAACCUUCGUAUCCCCAAGACAUGCGACCAAGCCAUGUCGCAGCAAAAUGAGCUUCCAAGACAUUCUGGGCCAGCUGCCUCUGCUGAAAAGCUACACACACAUCCUGCUCUGUUUCUCUCUCCCUGAUUCACAUCGCGCAGCUGCCCUCGUUUCGUUGCAGUCCGCCACAAACCGCCUCGUCGCCGCAUUCCCCUUUCUCGCGGGCCAUGUCGUCCACGGGGGCAUCGCCCCAGGAAACUCGGGCGCGUUUACAGUUGAAUACGAUGCGGAUAAUCUCCCCGGCCACUCGAUUCUCACCGUCAAAGACAUUUCCGGCCUCAUGCCCCCGUAUAGGACUUUGUCCGCGGCGCGGGCAUCCCCGUCUAUGCUUCCUGGGGACAUCGUCGCCGGACCACGACCAGCUUUCCCAAAAUCCUACACUGACGAUGAGCCCGCGCCAGUGCUGGAAAUCCAGGUCUCACUGCUGCACGGCGGUCUCCUCCUCGAUAUCGCCGCGCAACAUAACAUUAUCGAUGCAACGGGGAUUUUCUACAUUGCGAACCUCCUCUCCAAGUUGAUAAACACUGAAAAUACGAACCCAGUUCCUCAGGCCGACCUUGUCUUGGGCAACCGCGAUAGACGAGACAUCAUCCCCCUCCUCCCAGACAAUGAGCCUUUUCCCAAGGACCUAGAUCUAGAUAUCUACACGGGUCCACGUCCUCCCCCGAUCAAUCCAGACAUCUUGUCCGAGUUCAAGUGGUAUCUUCUGCAUUUCACCCCCGAGUCCAUAUCCUCCAUCCACGCAGAAGCGAACAGCACACCGCCGGAUUUCGUCCGCGGGAUUCCCUCCGUUUCCGUCAACGACGCACUCACAGCCUUUACAUGGCAGUGUCUGACGAGGGCGCGGUGCGCGCUCUAUCCUGAUUUCUCCACCACCACCACUACCAACAGCGCAGGCGAGGCAGCCGAACCAACAACCCAACUCACCCGCGCCGCGGACCUCCGCCGCGCCAUGGCACUCACGACAGCGUACAUGGGCCACAUGGUUCGCACGUCGAAUACGCGCCUGCCCGUGCGGAUCGUCACGGCGUCGUCGCUCGCGUAUAUCUCCUCCUGCCUCCGCGCCACGCUACGGAGGGAUACAAGCCCGCGCGCUGUGAGGGCCUACGCGACGCUCCUCGCGCGGACCGAGGAUAAAUCGCGGAUCCUGUAUGCGGGGGGCUUUGAUCCGCUGAGGGACUUGAGUUGCUCGAGUGUGGCACAUGUGUCGAUUCCGCGGUUUGGGCAGCUGGGGGAGGUGGAGUUUGUAAGACGGCCGACGACGGGGGUUUUGCCGGGGGGGAUGUAUGUUGGGCCUGCCGUGGGGGAACGAGGAGAACCAGGAGGAGGGAGAGGGGGAGGGAAUGGGUAUAGAGGGGCUGAUGCGGCGGUUUGUUGGAGGGUUGCUGAGAUGGAGUGGCUUAGGGGGGACGAUGGCUGGAGUAAAAGGGUUGGGGUUUUCGAGUAGGGGAGUGGCAGCUGGCUGCUAUAGAGACCCUGUUAGUAAAUGUGAAUGCGGUAGAUAAUUUGAUAUCCAAGUAGCCAUGCUACCCUAGGUAGCAGCUUGUAUGUACGCAUUCGUUGGCUCCAAUGACGCGACGAUAUAUACCCUGUCAGGCAGUCGACUUGGAAGCAACCAAUAUAUGUCCGUGGAUAGUCAGUCGUAGUACCCUCUAAGCAACAGAGCAUGAAAUCAUUCACUAGGGUACACCUAUGCGGA